Messenger RNA from Thermochaetoides thermophila DSM 1495, 750 nucleotides. Its product is annotated as 3-oxoacyl-acyl carrier protein reductase-like protein. Gene Ontology annotation, molecular function: oxidoreductase activity, acting on the CH-OH group of donors, NAD or NADP as acceptor. The record is from RefSeq and is a predicted model, not a curated record. Bases 1 to 750 code for a protein of 249 amino acids. Lineage: Eukaryota; Fungi; Ascomycota; Sordariomycetes; Sordariales; Chaetomiaceae. The transcript has 4 exons.
AUGUCUGGAGUUUUUCACACCCUUAAAACCCGCCUCGCCGUAAUCACUGGUGCCACAGGGACGCUCGGCACACCUAUUGCGCGACGGUUUGCGCAGGAGGGUGCCAGCGUCAUCGUGGCCAGCCGGAACUGUGAGAGGGCGCAGAAGACAUUGGAGAGUCUGAAACUUGAGGAGUCGUGGCCGGGUCAGGAGCACCGGUGUUUUGAGAUGGAUGUCAAAGAGACGGGGGAUUGGGAGCGGCUUGUGAAGGAGCAUAAAUCCAUCGACAUCCUCGUUAAUUGCGCCGGCCUCGACCAGCACAAACUCCUUGUUAAGAUGACAGAAAAAGAAGUUGAUGAACUCCUCCAGACCAACCUGACCUCCACGAUAUGGGGUUGUCGGUUUGUCGGGAGGCAGAUGAUGCAACGACAGGUGAAGGCUCAACGGCAGAGCCAUAAGACAGCAGAGAGAGCUUCUCAAAGGGAAGAGGAACAGCCAUUUGGAGGAGCCAUCAUCAAUGUUUCCAGCGUGUUAGCACAGAGAGGAAUGGUUGGGACGAGUAUUUAUUCCGCUGCUAAGGCUGGGAUACUAGGUCUUACAACGUCCCUUGCCCUCGAGCUAGGUCAAUACAACAUCCGCGUCAACGCCGUCCUCCCUGGUCCGAUUACCGGUUCUGUCAUGACAGAAAGCCAGCAUGAUGGUAUCUCGCGAGCAGGCGGGGGCAGUGUCGCUCCCCAGACAGACAGUAUUGCUGCUGCCAGCCUGCUCUGA